CUCCGAAGAAGAAGUAAAGGGAAGUAAACAGUGAUCAAGAAAACGUCAGCGUUUUAGCAAAAAUAUUACUAAUUUAAUUGCACAGCAUCACAUACUUAUCCAAUGUAGUCUUUAAUUCGAUUUGGAGACAGGACUUGACUGAUAGAUGCUAUCUCGGUAACGUUAGCUAAUAAUGGCUAACGUGAACAGUAUGGUUUUCCACACUCAAAUAGCCUCCAUCAUGGAGGUGCUAGCGAAUGCAGCCGUGGCAGAGAUCUGUAAAGUCGUAGACGACGACUAUGAAGUGUUUCGUUUGGAAAUAACUCAAAGCCAGAAAGAAAACAGGACAUUGAGGAGGAAACUACAGCUUCUGGAAAUGAAACUGUCACGGGAGCGCACAGAGAAGACUAUGCGAGAGCGCGUUCUCGCCAGUCCCAGAAAUGUCAAGGUCCUCGACCGAUACAGAGCAACGGCAAGAGGUGAAGGACAUUUCACUGGAGGCUACAGAAGCAUUGUGAAGCCAGCGGGACAUAAUACAUGGAGAGAUGACCAACCAAUCACUGUUGACGAAGGGAGUGGAACCUCAACCCAGCAUGUUAUCGUGAUCGAGUCUGCAGAUGCAGAGGCUGCAGGUCCUGGGGUCAAGCAGGAGAGGUCUGAAGGACAGGAGGACCCACGUCACUGCAGAGACAUCCAAACGGGAGCGCCCCCUGAAGCCACGGAGGACCUCGCUGCCGCCGCGCCCCAGCCCAGGGCCAGACGCAGCAUCAUGGAGGAGGAGGAGGGUCCAGAGGUGCUGCUGGUGAAGGAGGAGGGGUGCGAGGAGGGUCUGGGGAACCCUGAGGAGGCCAUAGUCGUGGAUGACAACCAGACUACACCUCCUCCUGAACCCACAGAGGAACCAGCUGAGCAGCAUAGGACCACACACAGUCUCACUGAGUCAGUAGACAUGGAGGAUGGGAAGCCUGAUCUGCUGCUUGUCAAAGAGGAGACAAUAGAAAACGGACCAGAGAGCAUUGAUCUGCUGAGUGGACUAAAGAUGGGGGAGCAAGGUGGUUGGCUGGAGGCUAACAGAGACUGGACGGCCAUCUUGGAUUCCCAGACCCAGGCGGGUCCAGCCAAGGGUCCAGGGGACAACAUCACUGAGGCGGCCAGGACUAGAGGUGACAUAGUGAAGUCUGCAGUCCAUGAAGACCUGCUGAUAUCCUGUGUUACUGGCGGGAGAGACUGGACCUCUGAAGUGGCUGGUCACAAACCCUGGCAACAAAUCAGAACCCUGGAUCAGGAGCCGUCUCUCUUCCUUCCUGAAUCGGAACCAGGACCCAACCAAGAGGGACAGAGACUCCACCACCACACAGAACACAACCAAUGGACAGGUGGACUGAACAACCUCGGUCCUGGUGGUCAUCAGAGAGACCGAGGCUCCAGUCAGGGAUCCAGUCUGCAGCCCAGACCCUUCUCUUCACAGUCUCAGUGCAGGGAUGAUACAGGGCCUGGGGCUGAUAGAGACAGACCCUCCUGUUCCUAUGAUACAAACACCACAGUAUCUAUGAUGAAUAGAGCAGGUCACCCUGGGCUUCAGCCUUCACAGGUUGUGGUGGGAGACCCCCCUGGUGGUAGUCGGUCUUCUCCUUCAGGGUCUCGUCUAAUGCCUGGUGGGGUCUGGGUUCAUAGAAGGCCUGGGCCUGAAUCUGGGUCUAGCCUUCCUCAGCUACCUCAUGGUUACCCCACCCAUUCAAACAGGGUCAGGAUCAGUGUUCACAACGAGACGUACCUAGCCUAUAACACAGCACACAAUCCCAACAACAUCCAAACAAUGGCUAGAGGUCAAGGAGGGAGCUCCAACACUAACCACCUUAGGGUGGUGGCUCCUGCGUCUACCUCCUCUGGUGUCAUUGGGUCACAACAUGGGAGGCCGAGCAUUAGGACGGACGCCGAUAAGCCGUUUGCCUGCCCCACGUGUGGGAAGCUCUUUGCUAAGACAAAAUAUAUGAAGCAGCACCAGACCGUUCACACCAAGGAGAGGCCCUUCAAGUGCAAACUAUGUUACAAGAGCUUCUCCUUCUUGAGUUACCUCAUCAGACAUAGGCGUGUCCACAACAGGGAGAAAUUGUAGCUAUUCUUUAGCUGAAAUAUUGUAGGUCUCAUUAAGUCUACUGGGGUCAGAGUUUUUGGGGGAUUACUCGGUCCUUUUAGUUGAUUAUCUGGGGAUGCUCACAUGAUACAGGCUUGUUGUUUGGUGUGCCUGGCAUAGCCAAAAAAAAACACUGAAAUUAGCCAAAAACUAAGUUGUCAUUCAUUUUUACAAUACCCUACAUUUGUUGGACUUUGUACCUGUGGAACAUAGUGGAAACCCUUUAAAACUCGGUCCUUGCUAUCCAGAAUCCUUGGGAUGUUACACACAACCCCCCACCUCUGAAUUUGGUUUUGCCUUUUUUUCUAUUCAUAACAAAUGAUUUAUAACACCUUUAACACAUUUGGCAUAGUCAGGUUGCACCUGUUCCUUUAUGUGAUCAAAUCUGUUAUGAAAAGGAAAUGAUUUCUCAUUUAUUAAGUUUACAAUUUAUUUGCUUGUUUAUCAUUUAGAAUUUAACAUGACUUUAGUUUCAUUGGCACAACUGAGCAAGAGGACAAGUACAUUAGUGUCUAGUUUGAGAAACAGACGCCUCACAAGUCCUCAACUGGCAGCUUCAUUAAAUAGUACAUGCAAAACUCCAGUCUCAACGUCAACAGUGAAGAGGCGACUCUGGGAUGCUGGCCUUCUAAGCAUGAUUCCAUAUGUGUUAUUUCAUAGUUUUAAUGUCUUCUAUUAUUCUACAAUGUAGAAAAUUCUACAAAUAAAUAACCCUUGAAUGAGUAGGUGUUCUAAAACUUUCGACCGGUAGUGUAUGUAGACGGGAUGACUAUCAAAACAUUAUAUGCCAGAUGGUUAAAUGCUGCAAUUGUGGUGGCGAACAUGCGCCCAAACUCCUGAAUUGUUAGGGUGAAGGAGACAGAGGUGGCAAAAAUAGGGCUGUCAGGGAGAAGGGAGUAACGUUUUGGAAACAAUGGUAUUUCGAUUAGAGACACUAGUGAAUGUUCCUCGCCAACAGAGAGAUCCUUACAUGUUAAACGAUGACUUGCAAUGGUUAUAAACUGCACAGCGCAAACAGAAAGAAAAAUAGAAGAAAAUGGUAACCAUUGAGUGCAGCUCAACAUUUCUUGGGGGGGGGGGGGAACUUAUAGCAGAGACAUUACAAGUAAUCCUGUCAAUGAAUGUUCCGCUCUCACAGGCCCCUGAGCCUGUGUUGGGAUGCGAUUUGGACUAUGAUUGAAGGAGUGGGAUGGGUUUUUGAUUUAUUUCACUUUUUGUAUGACUUCGUCUCCCUCCCUCCCAUUUGGUGGAUGUCAGAUGCAGCGAGAGGCUCAGAGAUUUAGAAUCAGUCAGGAUGUUUCGUAUGCAGAGGAUGUAAGACAGAUUGGUAUGACUACAGUGCAGAAUGAUGGAGCUUCCAUGGCUGCUCCUGUACUAAGUGGACCAACUGUUGGGGCUGGUAUGUUUUCUAGACCUGUUCAGAAGUCUUGCGCUCAUGAACGUGCUCUGUCAAAGGACAUUUUGAUAGUGACAAAACUUAACCUAUGAGGUUAUCAACACGACUCGGGUAGUGGAAAGCAGAAAUGCUAGGUUGAAGGUUAUUGUGGAUACGGCAAAAUAGUUAUUGGGGUUAACAGAUACCAUUGAAAUGGUUGUAGACAUGCUGAAUAAUCCUACGGGUGGAUUGUUUCAGAAUGAUAUAAAUAAAGUUUAAUGGGUUGGGGGCUUGGGAGGGUUAGUAGGGCUUUUCCCCCCAGUUAUUUUUUUCUUAGUCGUGCAUAAUUAGGUAGACCAUGAUUAAUGCACACUCCAACACAGUAGGUGGCGGCAUGCACCUUUAAACGUUUGUUUGCGGACGGCAAUGAUAUCAUAGAAGACGAACGGAAGUGAACAGUGACCAAGAUCCACGUUAAGAGUUUUUAUUGUUAAUAUUUAGUUGUGUAUUACCACCCUGGGACGCAAUAUGACUUAACUACACAGCAUCACAUACUUAAUCCAAGUAGUGUUUAAUUCGCGUUGGAGACAGGACUUGGUUGAUAUGUUAUCUAGGUAACGCUCGUUGUCGAGCUGCUAAUAAUGGCUGGUAACUCUAACGGUAUGUUUUUUCACACUCAAAUAGCCUCCAUAAUGGAGGUGUUAGCGAAUGCAGCCGUGAUCUGUAAACUCGUAGACGACGACUAUGCAGUGUUUUGUUUGGAAAUAACUCAAAGCCAGAAAGAAAACAGGACAUUGCGGAAGAAACUACUGGAACUGAAGGUGGCAGUAGUGUCAAGAUCGUCGACCGAUACAGAGGAAUGGCAAGCGGUGAAGGACAUUACACUGGAGGCCACAGGAGCUUUGUGAAGCCAGCUGGACACAGUACAUGGAGAGAUGACCAACCAAUCACUGUUGAUGAGGGGAGUGGAACCUCAACCCAGCACGUUAUCAUAAUAGAGUCUGCAGAUGCAGAGGCUGCUGGCCCUGAGGUCAAGCAGGAGAGGUCUGAAGGCGAGGAGGAUGCACGGCACAGCAGAGACAUCCAGACUGGAGUAGCUGGAGCUCCCCCUGUAGCCACAUAAGACCCCACCACUGCCACAGCACCGCCCAGGACCCGAUGCAGCAUCACGGAGGUCAGUGGAACGCAGAACGCCGUCCUCAAGUCAGAGACCAAGACUUUAACUGUACACACAGGAUCAGAUCCAGAGAGUAUCCAGUAUUUACCGGUAUUUCAACAAAUCUUGAAGCUGGUUCAUUCCCAUGUAGAUGGUGAUGCAUUACACUGAAGUUGAUGAUCCGUCUUGUUCUUACACUACAGAGAUGGACCCUGGCAACAUAUCCUUGGAUUUAGAGAGACAGACUGAUCAGUCAAAAUGGGACUGGAACCAGUACAGUAGUAGUGUAUAUUCUGAAGGGUGCCUAGAUAAGAAAGGGGUGGUUAUAGAUGUAGAUGAGAUGACUGUGAGAGUGGAGAGGGAUGUUCCUCCCACAUGGAAUACAGAUAGUCACCUAGGAGACGGACACUCGCAGGGCAGAGAAUUCUUAGAUUACAGGGAAAGCUUAGACAAAUACAAAUGUCACGACUCACUCCCCUUUACACGCGCUCAGGGAUUGCGACCUAGUGUCCACAUCGAUGGGGCCUUCCAAUUCACACCUUUUCGAUCAGGAAUUGAACUCAGAUGACAGGGCUCAAGGAGGGGGAGCCACAUCGGGAAAUAGUAAAGAUAAACGGUUCCUCUGCAUGUUCUGUAACAAAGGCUUCAGCUGCCUCCAGAAGGUGGAGAUCCACCAGAGGGUCCACACAGGGGAGAAACCUUACAGCUGUAACCAGUGUGAGAAGAGGUUCUCCCGCCAGGACCACCUGAAAAGGCACCAGAGGCUCCACACAGGGGAGAAACCCUACAGCUGUUCCCAGUGUCACAUGCGCUUCGCCCAGGCUGGUCACCUGAAGAUGCACCUGAAGGUCCACACGGGAGAAAGGCAGUUUGCUUGUACGCACUGCAGGAAGAUGUUCUCAGAGAGGAGCUACCUCAGGAUACACCAGCAGAAAAAACAUUCCACUUCAUAAAAUAGGAAGUAACCAUUCCACUUGAUAGCUUUUGGUGUUUCGAUCAAACCCUGCAUUUAAGACAGAUACAUUUAUCAGAAAUGUGGGAUAAUGAGAGUAACAAAUUUCAGUGUUGAAUAUUCCUGGGUAGGAUAUUGCAUCCAGACAUGUGAGAUGUAUAAAAGUCGGUUUCAUAUUGUUUGUGUUGUGUGACCACCAUAUAGCCUAUACAUUUUCCCAAGAAACUUCAUAAGAAAAUGUAUUCCGUUCAUCAAGUUCAUACUGAUUUUUAGUUGAGACACAUGUAUGUGUCUUUUUCAUAUGGUGUAUUCAGCUGUUGUUUGUUUAAUAAACACAAAAUGGGACUUUUCAUUUCCAAAACUUUCAUUGAGACUCUUUAGACCCCCACAUUAAAAAGCACCUACUGUACAAGUCAAAAUACUUUUGUCAGGUUUGUCUGACUUUUGAUUGAUAAUUUCUGACUUGUUUUUACCUACAACAUCAUUUAUGUCCACCGUGAUGGGUUUAACAACAAUUUAAGGAAUUCUGUAACUACGGUAUAGGACUCAAAGGGAGGAGGUCAGAGGCCUGGCAAUGAUUGUGGACAUGAUCGUGGAUUACAGGAAAAGGAGGGCUGAGCGUGCCCCCAUUCUCAUCGACGGGGCUGUAGUGGAGCAGGUUGAGAGCUUCAAGUUCCUUGGUGUCCACAUCACCAACAAACUAUCAUGGUCCAAACAUUCCAAGAGAGUUGUGAAGAGGGCACGACAAUGCCUAUUCCCCCUCAAGAGACAAAGGAUUUGUCAUGGCUCAUCAGAUCCUCAAAAAUGUCUACAGCUGCACCAUCGAGAGCAUCCUAACUGGUUGCAUCACCACCUGGUAUGGCAACU
Molecule: messenger RNA, 6463 nt
Organism: Oncorhynchus masou masou (cherry salmon)
Lineage: Eukaryota; Metazoa; Chordata; Actinopteri; Salmoniformes; Salmonidae
Exons: 9
Coding region: 173-2095 (640 amino acids)
Source: RefSeq, a predicted model, not a curated record